AUGAGAAUUUUGAAGUUCGCUAUAGAAUUGAGGUUCAAGCCGAACGAAAGAUCAUUUCGAUAUUUGAAUACAGCGUUAAACAUUGCAGUAACACACAAACCCUUGUUCUCCGCUAUUAAAUCCAAAAAAAAUGAGCAGGCGAUUAUACUCCUUCAGUACGGAGCGGAAAUAGAUUCAAGAAAUGGAGAUGAUAAUACAGUGCUACACAUUUUAUGCUCUCAAGAGGAAGGAAUAGACAUGGAAAUGUGCGAGUUUUUGAUAGAUUGCGGACUUAACCCUAACUUGACGGGAAAAUUUGGGCAGACUCCAUUGCUUACGCUUGUUAAAAACAAUAAAGCGCCUCAUGUAUUGGAAUGUGCCAAACUAUUAAUAGAGAAGGGAGUUGAUGUAAAUGCCAAAAAUGUAUUCGGCGAAACUGCUCUUCACAACUUAGCAGAUUAUUGUGAAGACUACACCCCAGUUUUCGGAUUGCUUUGA
Molecule: messenger RNA, 477 nt
Organism: Harmonia axyridis
Lineage: Eukaryota; Metazoa; Arthropoda; Insecta; Coleoptera; Coccinellidae
Product: ankyrin repeat domain-containing protein 7-like
Exons: 1
Coding region: 1-477 (158 amino acids)
Molecular function (GO): protein binding
Source: RefSeq, a predicted model, not a curated record